GGCGACGCGAUCGUCGGAGUCGCCGCCAACAACCUCUACAAGUUCAGGCGGAUGCCGUCGGCAGCCGUCGUCUGGGCUGCUGUGCGCCGCGGCGUCGCCCAGGGCCAUGGGCCUCAGCCGCCGUCGCCCUUCAACCUCGAGCUCAGCGCCGACAACGUGCUGGGCGUGGCGGCGGGGGUGCUGGCCUUGCCCGGCCCGCUCGGAGCGGCGCCCGCUGCCGCAGCGCCUGGCGCGCUGGCCUUGGCUGGCGCGGCCGCGCCCCCCGCGGGCGCCCCUGGGCCGCCUGCCGCGGCGGCCGCUGCGCCCGAGGGCGGGGUGGGCACGCUGGCUGCGGCGCUCGGUGCGGGGGGGGCCGCCCUGCCUGCCGCCGUUGGCCCUCCGGGCGUCGGCGCCGCCGCCGCGGCCCCCGCGGCCCCCGGCGUCGCGGGGCCUGAUCCCCGCGUGCUGGCCACCGUCCUCGACGCGCGCGGGUUGCGGGACAUGCCCUUCAGCGACGCUGCGAGGCGCCAGACCGAGACCCCCCGCGCCGACUGGCCCGUGAGGGGCCCAAGGACCACGACGCGGGUGCUCCGCUUCAUGCUCCGCAUGGCUGGCGGGGCGAUGGCGUGGCACAGCCGCUGGAUGGCCAUGAUGCAGGCCCUAGAGACGGGCGACACCGCCAAGCUGCACGAGACGCUGCGCCGCGUCAUCGAGACCUCGCUCUGCCACGACCAGCUGAUCAUCUGCGAGCUGGCCUCCUACGAGUUCCUGUCGCGGCAGCUGCAGUUGGUGGAGGAGCGCUUCUUCGAGGAGCGCGCGCGCAGGACCCACCCUGCGCCCGAGGCCAAGGGCCGGGCCAAGGACGGCGCCGCGGCCGCGGCCGCCGACGUCUCCUCCGAGAUCGGCCACUUCCUCGGCACUGGGGAGACGAUAUCGAUGGGCAACUUGUGCAUUUGCCCAGCCUUGAUGGAUCGGAUCGCCGACCAGAUGAAGAGCGAGGCUGCCGUUGCAAAGGAACGCCGCAAGGUGACCGUCGCCAGCGUGACGUUUUUCCGCUUCCUCUUCUUCCAGUGGAUGGGCGUCGCCACCUUCCGCUUGGUCGAGGGGCUCGUCUGCGCGCCGCCAAAGGCAGCCUCAGUGGACUGCAUCGCGGGCUUGCACCGCGACUUCGAGCUGCCCGCCGCCUACUCGGAGAGAGGCCGCGAUUGCGAAGCAUCCCUCGUAGAGAUGCUCGCGCAGGCACCUGGCUACGCUGGUGACAGCGGUCGAGUGCGCCCCUGCAGCAUGCCGCGUGUGGCCUGGCCCGAGUCGACGAAGGCAGUCUCCACCUGCGGCGUCGUCUCCGAGGCCGACUCCAUCGUGCUGCAGGAUUGGAGGCAGAGCAUGCUGAAUCCCGAGUCGGUGGCGGCGGAGCUGCGCGAAUCAUUGGGGGUUAUCCGCCCCUAUGUGGAUCCUGAGCUGCGCUUUAAGCCGAAGUCCUACGCUGAGUUUUUGAAGCAGCUGGAGGCCCACGGCAUGAUCACCUGGCGGGUCUCCAGCGAGCAGGCAUCCUUCUCUACUGGUCUCUUCUUCGUGCAGAAAUCAAACGGCAAGCUGGGGUUGGUAUUCGACACCAGGCUGGCCAAAUGCAGCUUCUCGUGCCCACCAGCCACUCGUCUGCCCACGCCCAGCGCGUGGGCCAGCCUCGACUGCGAUGACAGUUUUCAGUUCGCGCAGGGGGACAUACAGUGUGCAUUUUAUCAUUUACGACUGCCGGCUGGCAUGGGGUCGCUGUUCUCUCUGCCACCGAUAAACAACAUAUUCGUCGGCCUCAAGUCGGUCAACGGGGUUCGUCUUGGCAUCAACGACUGUGUCCAGCCUCUUGUCACGGUCGUUCCCAUGGGGUGGAGUUGGGCCCUUCACCUGUGCCAGAGUGCGCUGACGAGAGCCCUGUCGGAUGUCGGGUUCGGCCGUGACUAUAUGAUUCUGGAUGGGGGCUGUCCUCGCCCCUUGGUCGCUGAGAAGGACGCGGUGUGUGCAGGAUAUGUUGACAACUUCUGUGUCGUAUCCAAGUGUGCGGAGACAGCCGCGUCCCUUGCUCGUGCCGUUGCUGACCUUCUCACGGCCCGCGGGCUGCCUGUCUUGGAAUUCUCCCCUGCGGUCAGUAAGGGGGUCUUCACGGGCUUGGAGAUCGACGGAGCCUCUGGGAUCAUUCGUGUUCGUCCUGACCGCCUCGCUCGCACUCGUCAAGCCGUUCUCGGACUUUUGAAGCGUGGGCGGGCCUCUGCUGGGGCCAUCAGCGUGCUCGUAGGCCACUGUGCUUGGGGGAUGAUCCUGAGGCGCGACGUUCUGAGCAUCUUUAACGCGGUCUAUCGGUUCAUGGGGGCUGUGGGACCUCAUCCUGGACCCCUGUGGCCCUCGGUCGUCAGGGAGUUGUCGGCUGCCGUGGCCCUCAUCCCGCUCUGGAGUGCCUCUACAAGGUCGGCCGCGUCGCCGAACGCUGGAGAUAUCGUCAUGGAGAUGCCGUGCUUGCCAGAUCACACGCCCUUGACGUCGACGGUCGAGACGGUGCUGCCGGUUCCUGAGUCCAUCUACGGGGUCGAGGGUUGGAAGACCAUGCACUCUCGCCGCCAUACCCGACGAGGCUGCGAUAUCCUUCAGUACGAGGCGGAG
Prorocentrum cordatum is the source of this 2631-nucleotide messenger RNA. The record is from the annotation of a GenBank genome assembly. Lineage: Eukaryota; Dinophyceae; Prorocentrales; Prorocentraceae.